AUGGUGGGUAAGAAAUCUGGGGCAAGUGGGGAGAUGCUGAAGAAAGAGGGGCUGGCGAGAUUUCACAAUAACAUGGCCCUUACGAGCUGGCCACAGGUUCCAGCUAUAAACCAGAAGAACUAUUAUACUGAGUACCUGAAACGAGAUGACCAAAUCCUUGCCUACCGACUUCAGAAUGAAGAAGCCCGCAAUCGCAUGACCAAAAGUGCCAAAGAUCGAGAUAGAGCGCUGGCAAUGUCUAAAACAGAGCUUCCACUGCCAGACACCGAGCAAGAUGCUGAUGGAGACACCGGGUUGGACGACGCGAACGGGGAAUCCGCCCAAGAGGUGGUUGGCUCCAAAAUCAUCGUUAUGCACGUUGGAAGCCAGAAUCUACGGAUCGGGCUCGCAAGUGACGCGUUGCCCAAAACUACGCCCAUGGUCAUUGCACGCAAGUCUCACGAGAACGAGGCGGAAGAAGACGGUGGUGAGCCCAGACCGAAACGCUUAAAGCUUGAUGAUGGACGGCUUAUGGAGCCAGAUAAGAUGUUUGGACCUGAGUUUUCAUCCCAAUACACUACAAUGUGUGCAGAACUCAGAGCACAUAUGCGUGCAAAUAAAAGACGAACACUUCCCAACUCGAAAGAAAUGGUGAUCAAUUACAAUCGUAGAACAGUGCCAGAAACCAUCUCUGAGCAUAAUGAUCCAAUGCGUAUUGAAUGGACGGAGGUUCCGUCUGACCCAAAGCAAGCCCCUGAGUACCUCACCGGAGAAGCUGCAUUGAGAAUACCAGACUAUUCUAACCCUCGAUACAAGCUAUUUUGGCCUAUCAGGCACGGAAGGCUCAACGAAAAAGACUACGACAACAAGACCCUGCUUUUUCUAGAUAUCGCACUCAUCCUCGAAGAGGCCAUGAAGUGCCAGCUUAACUUGAUCCGCAAAAAGGACUGGGGCCAGUACUCCUGCGUUUUCAUUAUCCCAGACCUUUACGAACGGGCAUACGUUACGCAGAUUUUGGAGAUGCUGAUGCGAGAAUUUGGAUUUGCCCGCGUCUGCUUUGUGCAGGAGAGUCUCGCGGGGACCUUUGGAGCUGGAUAUACGUCAGCUUGUGUCGUGGAUAUAGGUGCCCAAAAGACUUCAAUUUGCUGUGUUGAGGAAGGCAUGUGCAUUGAGAGCUCGCGCGUGAAUCUCAAAUAUGGCGGGACAGAUGUGACUGAGACAUUUAUCAAAAUGAUGCUCUUUGACCAUUUUCCGUACGAGGAGAUCAAUCUAAACCGUCGCUACGACUUCCUACUGGCUGAAGAAUUGAAAAGGAAUUUCUGCAUGAUGAAUGAAUCCAACGUCUCUGUGCAGGUGUCCGAGUUCCAUCUUCGGGCAUCUGGCCAGGAUACACGCAAGUACACCUUCAAGGCCUACGAUGAGGUCAUCCUUGCACCAAUGGGCCUAUUUCAGCCUGAGAUAUUCGACGUCUCCCAAAAACUCAAGGGACGUCGAAAGCUAAUCAGCCGAUCAUACGAUUUAUACGAUGGCCAACCAAACGACCCCACCUCAGCCGCCCAGUCGGAAAUCCUCAUGGCGAUUGCGCCCUCUUCACCACCAAACAGCAAUAACAGCAACAAUAAUGGCACAGGUAACUCUCAACCAAACCUCGCAGACGUACAAUCAACACCCAGCCGUUCCCAAACCCUCAACGCCAUAAGCCGUCUACAAGACCAAGACCCAACCCCACGUUCUUCCGUCGCCGGCUCCCCAGCCCCCGACGCGAUCGGUACGCCGCAACAAGGCGGCCCGGGAACUCCAGCCCCAGUCUUCCAAGCCCCAGCACCCUCCACAACCCCACGCCGGCCCACCGUCGAAGAACGCGACGACAUCCUCCCCAUCUUCCCACUAGACAAUGCCAUCUUCACGGCCAUCGGUGGCGUAGCACGCGUCGAGGAGAGGAAGUUCACCGACUUCCUCGGCGGGGUGUUGGUGAUUGGUGGGGGGAGUUUGAUUUCGGGGUUCCAUUCGUUCUUGGAGGAGAGGAUGCAUAUUCGGCGGCCUGAGUUGGCCAGUGCGGUUAUGGUUGGGACGCCGCCGAGGGAGUUGGAUCCGCAGGUUGUGGUGUGGAAGGGGGCGAGUGUUUUUGCGAAGUUGGAUGCGACAAAUGAUAGUUGGAUUGGCAGGCUAGAGUAUGAUCGGUUGGGGAGCCGGAUUAUGACUUAUAAGUGUAUGUGGGCUUGGUGA
This is a messenger RNA of Paracoccidioides lutzii Pb01, 2205 nucleotides long. RefSeq lists its product as hypothetical. Gene Ontology annotation, cellular component: Ino80 complex. The record is from RefSeq and is a predicted model, not a curated record. Bases 1 to 2205 code for a protein of 734 amino acids. The transcript has 4 exons. Gene Ontology annotation, biological process: regulation of DNA-templated transcription; double-strand break repair.